This is a messenger RNA of Olea europaea var. sylvestris, 1018 nucleotides long. RefSeq names its product protein LEO1 homolog. The coding region runs from base 1 to 993 and encodes 330 amino acids. Gene Ontology annotation, molecular function: RNA polymerase II C-terminal domain phosphoserine binding. The transcript is spliced from 7 exons. The record is from RefSeq and is a predicted model, not a curated record. Gene Ontology annotation, biological process: transcription elongation by RNA polymerase II; positive regulation of transcription elongation by RNA polymerase II. Gene Ontology annotation, cellular component: Cdc73/Paf1 complex; nucleus. NCBI's taxonomy places the organism in Eukaryota, Viridiplantae, Streptophyta, Magnoliopsida, Lamiales, Oleaceae.
AUGUUUAGCUUGCCUACAAUUCUCAUAAGUCUUCAUAGUUCUAAGCACUCUCAAGUUGAAAAACACAAGAGCAUUUUUAAAUAUAGAAUGCAAUCACUUAUGGUUGUUUGGAUUUUCAAGAUGCAUAUGAUCAAAGUUUCGAAUAUAAUGGGUAUUGAUCCCAAGCCUUUUGAUCCCAAAACAUAUGUGGAAGAAGAUGUUUAUGUCACAGAUGAGUCUGGAUCAAAGAAGAGAAUACGGUUAGAGAACAAUAUUGUUCGCUGGAGGAGGGUUAAAAAUCCGGAUGGCACAACAUCUGUAAGUCAAUCUUUUGGUUUUUCAUCUGGCCAUUUGAGAUGUGAAGUCGAAGGUCAAGGAGAGGCUGGAAUUGAGAGUGAGGGUGAACCACUAGAUGUUGAUGUUCUACACGGUGAGAGUGAGGGUGAGAAAAGUCAGAGUUCUCAAGAAGUUGAAAUUGGUGAUCAAAGGGAAGAAAGUGAAGAGAGAUAUUUGGAGAGUGAUGAUGAGGGAUAUGGCCAAAGAGUUGUAACAAGUAGAAGACGCAAUACAAUUGAUAGUGGAUCUGAAAGAUCAGGGGAGAACUAUUUCAUUGCUAGCAAAGACGAGGAAGUGAAUCAGGCCAGAAGUUAUAGUAGAUCACCCGAUGAUGAUAAAAAUGAGGAUCAUCUUUUACACUCAGCUCCAGAAAUCCGUGAUGUUUUCGGGGACUCGGACGAUGAAGAACAAGAAGAGUAUGCAGUUCAAAAUCAGAUCGAAGAUGAAAAUAGAUCCCCUGUAGAUGAAGAGGAAACUUUUGAGAAAGAACUGAGGCCAGAGGAUAUGAUUCUCGAUGAAGAUGCCCCGUAUGAGUCCGACGAAGAGCAUGCUGAGGCUAGACCCAAAGAAAAGCCCGUUGGCCCUCCUCUGGAGCUGGAGAUUCCUCUGCGUCGUCCCCCAGCUGACCCCGAUAAGGUUUAUCUCCAGUUUUGUGACAUUUACAGCCUACCUCUCUAAUAUCUGCUAUUUUCUAUGAUUCUUG